Messenger RNA from Scatophagus argus, 1265 nucleotides. RefSeq names its product zona pellucida-like domain-containing protein 1. The record is from RefSeq and is a predicted model, not a curated record. The coding region runs from base 36 to 1265 and encodes 409 amino acids. The transcript is spliced from 9 exons. Gene Ontology annotation, cellular component: cell surface. NCBI's taxonomy places the organism in Eukaryota, Metazoa, Chordata, Actinopteri, Scatophagidae.
GACUGCUCACUUUGACUGAACCUCCUCCAGACAGCAUGACUCUUUACCUUUGUCUCCCUCUACUGGUUGUGCUGCUGCAGCCAACUCAAUGUCUCUAUAACUGCUCAUCUGAGUAUGAGAGGACCCCAGACAAUUCGGACCUGAUAGUUGACUGUGGCACCAGUAUGAUCACCCUGGAGAUCAACGCGUGUACAGCUCAGUGGGCAGGUUUCAACACCACUGACCUGGCUCUGAACGGGAACCACAACAUCACAGAGUGUCUGGGCUCUGUUGACACCAGUGUGGAUCCUCCGAUCAUCCGUUACCAGCUUCCUGUUAACCACAGUCAGGAUAACCCCUGUCGCCAGUCUCUGCAGAUUGUGGAUGAGGCCCCGGACCCCACAGGUCCCUUCAGCAGCUUCCUAAGUAUCCAGUCGGUUAUCAUCACUGGGUACAUAGACACACCCAGAUCUGACGACGGGCUGAUCAGCUACUCCACAGACCUUUACUAUCACUUCUCCUGCCGCUACCCGCUGGAGUACCUGAUCAACAACACACAGAUUGUGGCGUCUUCGGUUUCUGUGGCGACCAGUGAUAAUAAUGGAACCUUCAUCGACACACUGAAAAUGGGUGUUUAUAAUGACACAGACUAUGGUUUCCCAUUGCUGGUACCUGCAACAGGACUUGAGCUACGAACCAGGAUCUAUGUGGAGGUCAAGGCGGUUAACCUCACGGGAAAUUUCUACGUACUGCUGGAUCACUGCUUUGCUACUCCCACUGUUUACAACCUGUCGCAGACUGAACAGCACAACUUCUUCACCGGCUGUUCAGUGGCACAAAGGACAUCUGUGACGAACAAUGGCCUUUCCAAGGCCGCCCGAUUUAACUUUGAGGCCUUCCGCUUUGUUCAGCACCGUGACCAGGCAAGGUCCAGCAUCUAUCUGCACUGCAUACUGAGACUGUGUGAGCCAAGCAAAUGUCAAGAGCUGCUGUCUGCCUGCAAUAAUAGAAGAAAAAGAUCUUUGACUCCUUUUGGACACGAAAGCAGUGAUUCUGCCACUGUAUCGGUCGGACCUCUUUACAUGGCCAAAGAAGUGAUUUCCAUUAAUCUCCCCCUGCGUGCAUCAGGUGACGACGUGGCAUCAGGGAGGGAUGAUGUGAAUGUGACGGGUCUGGUGGUGGGGGUGGUGUUUGGCUCUGCCGCCGCUGUCUUGCUGGUCCUGGGUGGCUGGUUCGUCCUGAAGAAGUUCUACUGGGUGGGAGGAUUACCUCAUGCCUUUGACUGA